AUGAUCGAGCUCAAUAGGCUGCUGCAGGCUAUUAAGAGUUACGGUGUGUGGCCCAUGGUGGAUGGGGACGACAAAUGGCGAGUAGAAAACUUCGAUUUGACUUCGUUGAUGAUUUUUGUAAGAGAAAAGAGAGGAUUCGACGUCUUCAUUGUCAAUGGUGUCUUGCCCGACAAUAAAAACGUCUCCAGAAGGCUUAUCAAGAGUUACGGUGUGUGGCCCAUGGUGGAUGGGGACGACAAAUGGCGAGUAGAAAACUUUGAUUUGACUUCGUUGAUGAUUUAUGUUAGUGAAAAGAGAGGACUCGACGUCUUCAUUGCCACUGAUGUCUCGCUCGACGAUAAAAACGUCUCCAGAAGGCUUAUCCAGGUGAGAACAGUUAGCGAAUGGGUUGCGACUGACGGAUUACAUUAUUAA
Messenger RNA from Cooperia oncophora, 414 nucleotides. NCBI's taxonomy places the organism in Eukaryota, Metazoa, Nematoda, Chromadorea, Rhabditida, Trichostrongylidae. The record is from the annotation of a GenBank genome assembly.